ACCUGCGGGUUGACCACCGACAGAACGCUGGUGAGAGUGGUAGGCAGAAGUUGUUUGCCAGCUCCUCUCCUGCUGUGUAUGUUCAGAAUGAAGUCUUUGUGUGUGUUGCUGCUGUUCGGGGUGCUGGUGGCGGUGGUGGAGUCAUCUGCCCUGCAAUGUCAGGAAGGCGAUACCUUCAUGGAUGAUUGCAAUACUUGUGGUUGCUUAAAUGGGCAUAUUGUCUGCACUUUAAUUGACUGUCAAGCAGAGUGCAGAGACGGCGAAAGAAUCCAGAGAGACUGCAACACUUGCAUUUGCAGCAAUGGACACUUUGCGUGCACCGAAAAGGCGUGUUUGCCAGAGUGCAGAGACGGCGAAAGAAUCCAGAGAGACUGCAACACUUGCACUUGCAGCAAUGGACACUUUGUGUGCACCGAAAUGGCGUGUUUGCCAGGAAAUUACCGUGGUUAGAAGCCCAAGAAAUGUCUGGAUAAGUAGCAGAACUGAACUUUGACCUUGGCCACGAAAAACCUAUAUGACCUUAGCCGUUCCUUAGCCAUUGGAAAUUUUCACGAACGGCGAAGAGCAUUUCUUCUCUUUUUUUUUCUUCUUCUUCUUCUCUAUUGUGGUUCUUAAGAUCAGAUCAAAUUUCUGAAGAAAAAUGUCAAUUCGGUCUUGGAAUUGUAUGUUAUGUAUUCGAAAAUGAAAUAAAUGAGAACAAAAUCUAAAGAGCAUGAAUUAUAAA
Messenger RNA from Penaeus vannamei (Pacific white shrimp), 724 nucleotides. The record is from RefSeq and is a predicted model, not a curated record. NCBI's taxonomy places the organism in Eukaryota, Metazoa, Arthropoda, Malacostraca, Decapoda, Penaeidae.